CUGCUUCAGAGUCAGCUCUUCCUUUGUAGACAGACGCUAAACUCAGCUGAGCUCCGACCAGAGUUCAGCAUUUUGGUAUCCGGGAGCCUCUUGUGACAGUCAGCUGAUCUAAACCCGGAUAUGUGAAAGCUCUGAGCUCUCCUGUCUGACAACAAGUGGACUCACAAUUACUUUAAAACGGGUAGAAAUGGCCACAAACCCGCCCAAGUUAAAGACAAAGGUAGCUGCUAACGAGAGGAUGAAAAACUUAAAAGAAACCUUUGAGUCAAAGUAUGGGGAAUCUCCUCUCUUCUAUGCAUUUGCACCUGGAAGGGUAAACCUAAUAGGUGAACACAUUGAUUACUGUGGCUAUUCUGUGCUUCCAAUGGCCAUCGAGCAGAAUAUCCUCGCAGCUGUGUCAGUGAACAAUUCAGGGAAGAUCCAGCUGGCCAACGCAAAUCCUAAAUACAAGGAUUUCAGUGUGUCGUGUUCAGAGGAAAUUGCCAUAGAUAGAGACGAUCCACAGUGGUAUUAUUAUUUUCUCUGUGGGGUUAAAGGUAUUCAGGAGAAGUUUGGGCUAAACCAUUUAGCAGGGAUGUCCUGUGUCGUAGAUGGAACGAUCCCUCCGAGCUCCGGCCUGUCCAGUUCUAGUGCCUUAGUUUGUUGUUCUGGCCUCGUAACAAUGGAGGCAAACCAAAAGUCCCUCUCCAAGGUGGCUCUUGCGGAGAUUUGUGCCAAAAGUGAGCGAUACAUUGGCACAGAGGGAGGAGGCAUGGACCAGUCAAUUUCAUUCCUGGCAGAGGCAGGAACUGCAAAGCUGAUAGAGUUCCAGCCCCUGUGUGCUACCGAUGUCAAACUCCCCGAUGGUGCCGUGUUUGUGAUUUCCAACUGCUGCGUGGAGAUGAACAAAGCUGCUUCUUCUCACUACAACAUCCGUGUGGUGGAGUGUCGGAUCGCCACCAAGAUGCUGGCCCAGGCGCGGGGUGUGGACUCGAACAGGCUGUUGAAGCUCGCUCAUGUUCAGAUGGAGCUGAAGGCCUCCCUGGAGGAGAUGCUGGCUCUGGUGGACGAGGUGCUGCACCCCGAGCCUUACAGCCGAGAGGAGAUAUGCAAGGUGCUGGGCAUCACCUCGGAGCAGUUUUCAACAGAGCUGCUCAGCGCUAAUACUCAGGAAAUGACACAGUUCAAGCUUCACCAGCGAGCCAAACAUGUGUACGGGGAAGCUGCACGAGUCCUGCAGUUUAAGAGCGUGUGCGACUCUGAACCUGCCAAUGCCACGCGGCUACUGGGAGAGCUGAUGAACCAAAGCCACGCAAGCUGCAGAGACCUCUACGAGUGCAGCUGCCCUGAACUGGACCAAUUAGUUGAUAUCUGCCUGAAGUCAGGGGCUGUGGGUUCCCGCCUGACAGGAGCAGGGUGGGGAGGCUGUGCCGUUUCCAUGGUUCCCAGUGAGAAGGUGGAGUCUUUCUUACAAGCUGUUAGAGAAGAAUACUACCUCCCUGAUCCACGCAGGGCAGCAAUGGAAAAACAAAGUCUGUUUGUAUCAAAGCCAGGUGGUGGAGCUGCAAUUUACCUCGAGGAGUGAUCUUCAUAAUCCAUUUCUGUUUUUAUACCGGUUUUUAUACCACAAUCAUUCAGUUUCAGUUAAAUGGGUUUCAGUUUCAGAAAUGGGUUUUUCUUACACAUGUGACUAAUGAUAUGAUGACUGAUAAAUUUAACUUUUUCCUCUAUAUAGAUCACGCUGGAAAAUAAGGGCCAAAGAUUUGCUUCCGUGGUGCAUUCAAACAUGUUCUUUUUUAUUAUAAUGAAAGAUUUUGUUGAGAAGUCAUUGUCUGUCUGCACAUUUUUCUCAUAAACAAAAAGACAGCAAAUGUAAGAAAAACAGCAACAAAAACAAACUUGUGCUGUAUAAAAUUCAUCUAUAUUAAAAUUUCAGACACUAACAUUAAAAGGCAAAAAAAAACCUCUCUCCAUGUGCAUUAAUGGAAACGCAGAGUGUUGGGGUUGUAGUGUAUUAAAGACAUUCAAAAGGCUCAAAUGCUGGAUGUCAACUUCUGCACAGUAACAUUUUUUUACUUCAUAAAAGAGCAUUGAUUGUUGGAGGCUUAGAGGUCUAUGCAUCAUAUACCAAAGAAGUGAGAGAGAGUGUGUGUGUGUGGGUGGGUGUGUGUGUGGGGGGGGGGGGGGGGCAUUUUUUAGUUUCGUAGUACAUAAGAGUGGCCCUUUUACAUGUUAUUCAUGUAAAAUGAUAAUAAAAAUUAAGUAUGAAGCAAGUAAAUGGUUAAAAUGCAAAUCCAAAUAAGUUUGUGAGAGAGGCAAGAGAUGGUUUGGAGAUGUGGAGGAGAGAGUGGUUAUUUUAUAAUAUGAAGCUGCCAGGCAGGAGGAGAAGAGGAAGGAGGUUCAUGGAUGUGGUGGAGGAGGAUAUGCAGAGAGGUUGGUGUGACAGAGGAAGAUAUUAUGGAUAGGCUGAGAUGGACCCCUAAUGAAAGCAGUUGAAAGAAGAACACUAUGUGAGGGUUUUCAGCUAGGGGUAUAUCUCAUUCUUUCCUUAUGAAUCCAUCAGUGGCAAAACGCUCAAAAGCCUUUAUUAUAUCAUAUUUUACCUGGCCUGUGUUUGCAUCUCUUUUAUGAACAAUUAUCUACUUCAAAAAACUGGGAUGGUUUAAGUAAUUUUUAAAUGUAAAACUUAUCCACUUCUUUGAUGUUUCUUUGAUGUAUGAUCAAACCUCACUUAUUUUCUUAUGUCUUACUCAAGCCAUGCAUUCCAGUUUUACUUUGUCCUUAAAUAUACUCAGGCCAAAUCAGAGAUGACAUAUUAAAUAGAAAAGAGCUGUCUUUAACAGAAACUAUUAAAGGCACAGCACAGGGCAAUGGAUCUCAGAGCAGUGUCACUGUGGUAUGCUGUAUGCCACAAACUGUAAAAUGUAUUAAACGUUUAAAAUCUGUAAUUAAUUGUGCUUACCAUCCUAUUCAGCAGCAUUACUUCAGUAUUUACAAUACUUAUUUUUUAGCACUUUGGAUGUAUGUUAAGAAGAAAGUGUGUUUCAGUGCAUAGUUUUUAAAGAUGGUGCAUUUUGUACUUGUGGCCAGGGCGAUCUUCCCUUUUGUAAUUUGCGAGCCCGGCCCUAAAAGAGUUGGGGCAUUGGGGCACUGUGUAAGAUGUAAAUAAAAACAAAAUGCGAUGAUCUGCGAAUCUCAAACCCACACAAUAAAACCUAGAAAGCAUGUCAAAUGAUUAAACUGAGACAUUUUACUAUUUGA
Messenger RNA from Oreochromis aureus, 3240 nucleotides. RefSeq names its product galactokinase 2 (gene galk2). Gene Ontology annotation, biological process: carbohydrate phosphorylation; galactose metabolic process. The transcript is spliced from 10 exons. Gene Ontology annotation, molecular function: galactokinase activity; ATP binding. The record is from RefSeq and is a predicted model, not a curated record. Lineage: Eukaryota; Metazoa; Chordata; Actinopteri; Cichliformes; Cichlidae. Gene Ontology annotation, cellular component: cytoplasm; cytosol. Bases 188 to 1564 code for a protein of 458 amino acids.